UUUGUAAACAAGUCUGACAUGCAGCGUCAUGCGAAAGAGAUCCACAGAAUGGAAGAUAAGGGAUACAAGUGCGUCAAAUGUCUCAAGUCGUUUCCGUCUUCGCAACAGUUGGCUCAGCACUCAUUGGUUCACACAAAUGUGCGUAAAUAUCCGUGCAGGUAUUGCGAUAAAGCUUUUAAGCAAUUGUCCCACGUUCAGCAACAUCUGCGUAUACAUACAGGCGAAAGACCAUACCAAUGUGCUGUAGAGGGAUGCUCAAAAUCAUUCCGUCAACUUUCAAGUUUGCAGCAGCAUAUAAAGGGGCACAAC
Messenger RNA from Helobdella robusta, 309 nucleotides. RefSeq lists its product as hypothetical. The record is from RefSeq and is a predicted model, not a curated record. Gene Ontology annotation, molecular function: RNA polymerase II cis-regulatory region sequence-specific DNA binding; DNA-binding transcription factor activity. The transcript has 2 exons. The annotation marks the transcript as partial. Gene Ontology annotation, biological process: regulation of transcription by RNA polymerase II. NCBI's taxonomy places the organism in Eukaryota, Metazoa, Annelida, Clitellata, Rhynchobdellida, Glossiphoniidae.